Messenger RNA from Ipomoea triloba (trilobed morning glory), 1054 nucleotides. Its product is annotated as L-ascorbate peroxidase, cytosolic-like. Gene Ontology annotation, biological process: hydrogen peroxide catabolic process; cellular response to oxidative stress; response to reactive oxygen species. Gene Ontology annotation, molecular function: heme binding; peroxidase activity. Bases 152 to 904 code for a protein of 250 amino acids. The transcript has 10 exons. The record is from RefSeq and is a predicted model, not a curated record. NCBI's taxonomy places the organism in Eukaryota, Viridiplantae, Streptophyta, Magnoliopsida, Solanales, Convolvulaceae.
UUCUCUCCCCUCACGCUUUUAUUUAUUUAUCCGCCCAUUGUUUAGCUCCUUUCCUCGCUUUGUGCUUGUGGUCUGCUCGUGCCGUCGUUGCCUCUCUCUCUCUCUCUCUCAAUUAUCUGCUUGCAAAAAACUAUACCAAAGAAUAGUUGCAAUGGGCAAGUGCUAUCCCACUGUUAGUGAGGAGUACCAGAAGGCUAUUGACAAAUUGAGGAGAAAGCUUAGAGGAUUCAUUGCUGAGAAGAACUGUGCUCCUCUCAUGCUUCGUCUUGCAUGGCACUCUGCUGGAACUUAUGAUGUCUCGACCAAGACUGGAGGUCCAUUCGGAACCAUGAGGCUCAAGGCUGAGCAAGCUCAUGGUGCCAAUAAUGGUCUUGACAUUGCAGUGAGGUUGUUGGAGCCAUUCAAGGAGCAAUUCCCUAUUGUCUCUUAUGCAGAUCUGUAUCAGCUUGCUGGUGUUGUCGCUGUUGAAGUCACUGGAGGACCUGAAGUUCCUUUCCAUCCUGGGAGAGAGGAUAAGACAGAGCCCCCAGUUGAAGGUCGUCUACCUGAUGCCACACAGGGAAAUGAUCACCUAAGAGAUGUGUUUGUCAAACACAUGGGGCUCUCUGAUAAGGAUAUCGUUGCUCUCUCUGGUGGCCAUACCUUGGGAAGGUGCCACAAGGAGCGCUCUGGAUUUGAAGGUGCUUGGACUACCAACCCGCUCAUCUUCGACAACUCUUACUUCAAAGAGCUUCUGAGUGGUGAGAAAGAAGGGCUUAUACAAUUGCCCACUGACAAGGCUCUUCUUGAAGAUCCUGUUUUCCGCCCACUAGUUGAAAAAUAUGCUGCGGAUGAAGAUGCCUUCUUCUCUGAUUAUGCAGAGGCUCAUUUGAAGCUUUCUGAACUUGGAUUUGCAGAAGCAUAAGCUGUUGAACAAGGAAGACGGAAGUGGCUGGGACAAUUAUGUUUUUGCAUAAAUUUUAGAAUUAUACUUGUUUUCAACCUUUUGUAUGCUCUGAACCUGGAUGCGAAAAUCAUUUUCCAGUAAAAUAAAUUUCUAUUCUGCUUUUGAACA